This is a messenger RNA of Xenopus tropicalis (tropical clawed frog), 6775 nucleotides long. It is a transcript of the gene hdac9, whose product is annotated as histone deacetylase 9. The record is from RefSeq and is a predicted model, not a curated record. Gene Ontology annotation, cellular component: nucleus. Bases 601 to 2433 code for a protein of 610 amino acids. Gene Ontology annotation, biological process: chromatin remodeling. The transcript has 11 exons. Lineage: Eukaryota; Metazoa; Chordata; Amphibia; Anura; Pipidae. Gene Ontology annotation, molecular function: histone deacetylase activity, hydrolytic mechanism.
AUACAUUAAUGCAAGCUGCCAUCACUGGGCCCUGCUUGACCUAUUUUUGGCUCGGGCCGGCCAUUGUUCUAUUUCUGUUGCCUGUGGGGCCACGUUGUUGUUGAUUCACAUGCAAAUGAGUUCUCACCAUCUUUAGCCAACUUUACUGACAGGGACAGGGAGAGACUAAGCGAGUGAGGGAAGCAGCAGCAGCAGCAGCAGCAUUCUCCAUAAGCCUCUGUACCUCAUUGCACUGCUGAGCCUUUGUACCUGCUCAUCCGCACAGCUAUUUUCCUUGUGGGCAGUGAAGGGGAAACUGGAAGCCCCCUUUCCUGUUGCACCUGCUCCGGCUGCCGGGGGACUUGUACUUCACACUGAGAGCCGCCGCUGCCGGCUGCAUUUCCCCUUUAGUGCUUCUAUAUUAGGAAGCCCCUUCUUUAUUUUUGUACCUGUCUCAGCACAGUAAAUAUGUGUGUAAAAAUGGAAUAAUUGACAAAGAGUAUCAGUGCCUCCUCCCCCUGUGGGGGAGUUCAUCAUAGUGCUGAGGGGUUGCUUCUGUACAGAGCAGUGAUGAGGAGGCUUUGCUCUGACUGAAAUACACACACGCACACAGACUGGAAUAUGCUGCAGACAAUUUAUGAGAGUGAAUCCUAUUUUUCCUCAGAUGGAGUAGCUGGACGGGAGCAGCUGCUGGCAGAGCAGAGGAUGCACGCCAUGAUCAGCAAAGAUAUAAAGUCUGAGUUUCCCAUUGGCCUGGAGCCCAUCUCCCCUUUAGACUUAAGGACCGAUCUCAGGACAGCAAUGCCUGUUGUGGAUCCAGUUCUGAGAGAGAAACAGCUGCAGCAGGAGCUUCUAAUAAUUAAACAGCAACAGCAAAUACAGAAGCAACUUCUAAUUGCAGAGUUUCAGAAGCAGCAUGAAAACCUUACAAGGCAACACCAGGCCCAGCUCCAGGAGCACCUCAAGCUUCAGCAAGAGCUUCUAGCAAUGAAGCAUCAACAAGAGCUCCUGGAGAGAGAGAAGGAGCAUAAAAUGGAGCAGCAGAGGAAAGAACAGGAAGCAGAAAGGCAUCGUCGGGAGCAGCAGUUAUGUCACCCUCGAAGCAAAGACAGAGUUAAAGAAAGGGCAGUGGCCAGUACAGAAGUGAAACAGAAGCUCCAAGAGUUCAUCUUAAGUAAGUCGGCAACUAAAGAAUCUUUGACAAACGGAGCCAGUCAUUCCAUGGGACGCCACCCCAAGCUUUGGUACACGGCAGCGCAUCAUACAUCACUGGAUCAAAGUUCACCUCCGCCUAGUGGGACAUCCCCAACAUAUAAAUGUCCUCUGCCAGGAAAUCAGGAUGACUUCCCUUUAAGGAAAACUGCAUCAGAGCCCAAUUUGAAAGUUCGGUCUCGUUUGAAACAGAAAGUAGUGGAGAGACGGAGCAGCCCCUUACUGAGAAGGAAGGAUGGCAAUGUUACCAGCUCAUACAAAAAAAGAAUAUUUGAGGUCACAGAGUCAGUGAGCAGCAGCUCUCCAGUAUCUGGACCCAGCUCCCCAAAUAAUGGUCCGGUUGCCAUGGAAGCCGAAAAUGAAGUCCCUGUUUUGUCAGCUAAUUCCCGUAUAGAGAAUCUGGUUUCACAUCAUCAUCUUGUGCAUCAUGAAAAGUCUUUAAACCUUCUAAACCUAUAUACAUCCCCUUCUUUGCCCAACAUUACUAUAGGACUGCAUGCAACAGCUACUCAGCUUAAUACCUCAUCUUCAUUAAAAGAGCAACAAAAGUACGACCCUCAGGCACCCCGGCAGGGGGUUUCUGUGGCCGGACAGUACGCUGGAGGCAUCCCUACAUCCUCAAAUCACGUUUCCCUGGAAGGAAAGACCAAUAGCAGUCACCAGGCCCUACUGCAACACUUACUGUUGAAAGAACAGAUGCGUCAGCAGAAGAUUUUAGCUUCAGGUGGGACACCUGUUCUGCAUCAGUCGCCCCUACCAGCUAAGGAAAGAGUUUCACCAGCUGGAAGAGUGGCUCACAAACUGCCUCGCCACAGGCCCCUUCACCGAACCCAAUCUGCUCCUUUGCCCCAGAGCACACUGGCUCAACUGGUUAUCCAACAGCAGCACCAGCAGUUCUUGGAGAAGCAGAAACAAUAUCAACAACAGAUUCACAUGAACAAAAUACUUUCCAAAUCUAUUGAGCAACUUCGACAACCUGAGGGGCAUCUUGAAGAAGCCGAGGAAGAUCUUCAUGGAGAUAAUGUGAUACAAGAAAAGAGUUCCUCUGCAGACAACACAAGAAGUUACAGCAGUACAGAUCUUAGGACAGGACAUCUCGGAUCUGUAAAAGUGAAAGAGGAGCCACCAGAUAGCGAGGAUGAAAUUAAAACACACCUUCAGUCUGAACAGAAGGCAGUUUUUGUGCAACAGGUAAUAGGCAAAGAUUUAGCUCCAGGAUUUAUCAUUAAAGUUAUUCUUUGAAGUUUGAUACAGGCACUUACUAUAAAACUUUUGACAAUAUGGUACAAUUUAAAAAAAAAAAUUAUUUAUUCAGAACCAGUUUUCAGCACCCAACGGAUUUUUUUCUGGUCUGUCUUUUCGAUUUGAGAAUAGGAAUCCUGACAUUCAACUCUUCAUAUUCCUUUUUUCAUUUGUUUGUAAUCUUGCCCCUAUUGCUGGAAUAUCUGUGUUAGAAGAGACUAAGACGAAAUACUAAAAAAGUGAUUGUGCUUAUCAAAUCUACCUUUAUUGGAUGUAUUUGUCUUUAGUCAUAGAUGGCUUCCUGGUUUGAUUUACAUUAUGAGAGCUGCAAUGCAUUGGCAUUUUAGAGCAAGUAGAAAUGCUCAGAAAUAUCUGUUAUUUAAAGAAGCAAUCAUAUUUCUUGCAGCAGGGCUGGUAUAACAUGAAGGAACUAAAUACUACCAUACAUACAUUUUCUAUUGUGUCCAAAGUAUUCUACUAGUAAUCAUUACCCUUUCCAUUGCUUUACUUAAGGGAACAUAUAGAGUGGUGCAAAUAGGAAAAAACUCUCACCCCAUGGCAAAAACAGACAAAAAAUAUAUCUAUAUUUAUUAAAUCCUCUCCCUAAAUGCUGCACAUAUAGGCAGAUGUUUUCAGAAUCCCCUGUCACUUUGCAAGUGACUUAGGUAUUGCGCCAGUUAUAUGUUAGGGGACAAUGAUAAAAUAAACUGAUUAAAGAUAUCCUUCUCAUAAAAGUGUGCUAAAGGGGGUUCGGGGGGGGGGCCACAUCACUAGUGCAGCGAGUGCUCUUGCACUCUCUCCACUAACAGAGUUAAACUUCCGGUUUGAAAAACAGAAAUUCAGCUCUUACCAGGAAAGGCUUUUUGCCACCCCUGGUAACUUUGGGGGCGUUCCCGUCGAAGGCAAGUUUCUCAACUCGCCUCAUGGCAGCAGCGCCCCUGGCGUUCAAGGCAUGUCUUUGUCAAAAUAGGGGUUUUGGAUGGCCAUGAACUGUUACCUAUUUAUACCUUUGUUAAACAUAGAAAUAGUACUUUUGUUAAAGAUGAGUUUGCAACUAACAAAAUUUAAAAACAUUUUAUUAUAUAAGGGAAUAUCAAGACAUUACAAACAUUGUCAAAUUCUGUGUGACAGAACAAUGCCCCUUGUACAACCACUUAGCAAGAAUGUGUCACUCACCCCAACAAGCCACCCCUGGCACAGAUCCCAAUCUAGCACAACUUUACUGCAAGACUAAAGAGGUUUUGGAUCACCAGGACCUCAAAAUUCUUGUUGGCAAAAUGGCUUUUUUUUUAAGGAGAAGACUUUUCCACUACUUUAUACUUUCUCCAGUAAUUUUUCGAGUAAUGGGAUUAAACUUUUCAGGAGAGGUAAUGUUUGAUCCAAAGUAGGGAAACUAUAAGCAGGGAGAAAUUUCUAACUGCAUUUAUUCUGAUGGGUUCCAAGUCUUCCUGAGUUUUCCUACUUAGUGGGAGUUUACUCGGAGGGAGGACAAAGAGAGUGAGUUGGACAGCACAGCACCUGCUUUUGGCUUCUUUAGAUUUAGUAAAGUUUCAUUCAUUUCAAUGUUUGUUCCCACAUAAUAGCUUCAGUUAAAGUGAGAAUUUGGUUCCUCAAACACUAUAUGGAAAUGUCUUUCACAGAACUCUGGUAACAAUUAAAAGAAAAUGUAAUUAUGUCCUUGUCAAUAAAUAUGUGAUAAAUGACAUGUACAUAAGGAAAGCCUUGAACGUUGAAAGCGUGACCAAAAGUUAAGCUUGACUUAUAAUUUUUGUAUAAUGUGCAAACUCUCAUUUCGCCAUACGUUUUGUUAGGUAACCUGAACUGUGGGCAUGUCAUGUUCUGGAGAAACAGCCUGACUUUCAAAAACAACUUGCUGGAGGAGAAACAGGGAUAUGGCAUACUCUAAAUCAACGACAGAACCUUCCAUAACAAGCGAUAACAUCUUUCAUUUUACUGUGACCAUCAUGGACGGCAAGAAAUAACACAAGUGUUAAUGCAGACUCCAUUUUCUUGUUCCAUAUAGCAUUACUGCUGUCAGUUUAUAAAGGAAAAUGCUGUUCAUCAUCAUUUUUUGGACAAAUACUAUUUACCAAAAUGUCUGCACCUUUUCCUUAAAGGCUCUUUCAUGGAAAUGCAGGUAUCAGAAACAUAUUUUUACUUGAAUGUUGCAUAAUUCUAUAUACAGGUAUAGGAUCUAUUAUCUGGACACCUGGUAACCAGAGAGCUGUGAAAUGGAGCAAGUCAAUUUCCCAAUGUGUCCUAUUUGUAACAAAAAAAAAUCUUGUUUUUAAUUUUUUUGCAAAUUAGCCUGAAUUCAUGCAAAAUGAUCUUUUUGGGCUUUUGAACUGUUUAAAUGGUUUAAUAACUACAAGGCAUAAUGCUCCAUAUUCAUGAAAGGCCCCAAACAUGUAGAUACCAUACUGUUGCUGUUAUCGGAAAUUUGUUACACAAAUUAUGACAUUUCAGUUGGGGAUGUUCAAGCUGCCACAUUAAAAGGGGUAAGUUUUGUUCGAAUGCAAAUUUGUUUCACAAUUUGACAUUUUUUUGCACAAAAACUUUGAAAUUAUUGUUUCCAAAACUCCAAUGCUUGAUAUUUGUUAAGCGCAAAAAAUGGAAAAACUUGAAUGUAAAACGUAGGCAACUAAAAGCUUGCGAUUUGAUGCAGAAUUCAGUCGGAAUUGUUCUAGGAAAAAUGCAUGUGUUUUUUCAAUUCAAGUUCUUUUGAGUUCUUUUUCAUUUUUUGAGUUUGUAGACCCAUGGAAAAUACUGGCUAGAAUAUGAAUUCAGUGUACGAAUUCAAUGUAUUUGAGGGUUUUUUUCAUGGUUUAAUUUGAUCAAGUUUUUAUAUUCAAAUUCAAGGUAAAAUUUUGAGUUCAAAUUUUUAAAAAAUUCAAAAAUUUUACAGAUUUGAAAAUUAAUAAAUAAGCAUUCAUAUUUUAAACCUGUAAUAGAUGGAGGGCCCUGACUUGUAUUUCUCUCUGUUCAGUGACACAGAAGGCAGCCUGCGCUUACAUACUUAUAUUACUGUGGUACUAAUAUUAUCGGAAUUUAGCAAAUCUGAUGAAUGCUGAUAAAAAUGAGUCCGGAGAAUUUAUAGCUUUCAUUUUCCGGAAGAAUUCCACUGGGAAUUUUUUCAUUCACUAAAUAUUCAUAAUUGUAAUCAUAAUCACAAUUAGAGUUGAUUUCAUAAGGACUUCAUUACUAUCCUGUCAGUGUGUUGGGAAACGCUGUUGUUACAGAACAACCCUCCCAACUCUUCCUCUUUCUCUUUCCAUCCAAUGUUAUUCACUCAUUGAAACCAAGUUGCCAUUGGUUGCUAGGAACUCAUUACAUUCUUUAUCUAUGGAUAAUAUCUAUUGCUUUUGGGAAAGGAAUUUUGUAGCAAACAAUGAAACAUUUCCAUUUCCCACUCCUAUAGGAAGGCUUAUAUAAAGGUUUAUUAAUAGUUUAAACGCUUCCCACUGGAAUUUUCCCUUUCACAUCUAUCUGUACAUUUGUUUUUCUAUAAAUCUUAAUUCUACAUUUUUUUUUCUAAUUUAUUGAAUUAAAGUUAUACAAUCAAUAUUUGCUAAAUAUAAUUUAUUUGAAGGAACCAUAUGUAAUGUACAUGAUUUUCUUUGUUUAUUAAUAAUUUAUGAAAAAAAAUCAAUAAAAAAAAGGCCCCAUUUUCACCUGGAAGUCUUAAACUCAAAAUGCCUACACAGUUUGCUAUUUCUUGUGCAACAUAUAAUCCUACCUGCAUUGGUACGCCUGAUUUUGUCGGCCCACUAAAAAUGGCAACAGUGGCUGACAUGUUCUUCAGGAUCCAAGAACUUUUAUCUUUUUUAUCUUUUAAAGGACUAAGUAAAUAGGGUUAUGGUUAUUUGUCUUACAUUUGUAUACUGGACAUCACAUUUGUCUAGAACAGUAGUGGUAUGUGGUUCAUAUGUACGCAUUAAUGUGCAACGGAAUAUACCCAUAUUGUAAUGCAAUGUACCCGCACUCAGACACACACACACCUACUAAUGAGAGAGCCGGUGACAAACAGAAGAUUUGUAUAUUAUGAUGUAAACCAAAUGGAAAUUGUAUUUGUAUAUUUCAUGUCCUUCAUAGUUCAAGUAUUAUAUGCUGUUUAUCCCAUCAAUGACACAAAGGAAAGGGAUUUUCUAGAACUAUGUCACAUCAGAUACAGGUAACAUGUUUCUGUUAUAUGUACGUAUGGCAUUUUAAUCUAUUGUAUUUAUUUUCACCUGUAGCGGGGACUUUGCUGUUUUGUGUUGUAAAUAGAUUAUGAUUGUAUUUUUUUUUGCCUUAUGUUAUAAUUUAAUUAUUUUCACAAAUAAAAAGUUUUUCUUUUUUUAAA